AUGGUAACAUUCCUAGAAGAGCUAGCUGAAUCACGGAAAAGAGCUGAAGAGGCGGUACGCAAUGGGGAAUCAGGCCCCAGGUUAAGGAGCAGAUCUAGAACCCGUAACGAGGUGAACAAUCAAUCUCAAGAACGGGAGGAAGCAGAAGAAGUGUUGGAAGAAUUCAUUGUAGAAGAAGAGCUCGAAUGCAGAAAUGAAGAAGACAUCAAAUUCGUAGAAAAUUACCAUGAAAACCCCUCCGGGACGACGGCCGAAACCACAAACACAGGGACGUCAGCGGGUCUAAUAUGCCCUUUCGGCCCGGUUAGGAUGGAGAAGGAGUCCACAGAAGCCAGUAGUGAGCUCUCUGAAGAAGAAGAAAAUGGUGAAAAGGGUACAACAAAUGUCCGUCCUCCAUCCCAAAUCCACACUCCAAAUCCAAGAAGUACAGUAGUACGCGUUCAACAGAACCAUCCGGCAAAGCCGAGGCACACCAGAGCUAUGUCCGACACCUUGAAAUACCACGCACAGUUACUCAGGAACAAUACAACAUCCGUCUUCUACUCCUCUAAUCGAGGAUACCAUAAGGAAGAAUGCCAAAUCCCUGUCAGAGACAAGAAUAAGAACCCCAUUCUGAUAAGAAUUACACGUGGAAAUUUUUUUGCAGAUACACACCUGGAGAGUAAGAACAGAUGGUGGGGUGCCAUUGUGGACACGUUCAACCGAAACAAAGUCAUGCUCAGGAGGACAAUGCUAGCGGCAUUCGAAGCAAUGUACGGUCAUAUUCCGUUCGACCCAGAGUCGGAAUCAGACAGAGGUCGGCAAAAGACUCGAAGCCAACCGCAGGUCGAGAAGAACCGACCCAGAACGGCGUCCUUGAUUGUCGACGAUGAGCCUAGGCAAAGGCAAAAGGAGCCAAACAGAUCACCAGCCACGGUAGAGAUCAGACCCCCAGUCCAACGGAGUGCUGUCUGCGAGCCAAUCCAAUCGCAACCGAAUCCAAGACCAGUGAUGCCGGAAGUGAUGAAGUCGAAAGGGAAAAGCACGAGCAAAGAGGAGGAAGACACCGGGAACCCGGAGGAGGACAUCACCUUCGUGGAUGACCAACAACUCCCGAAUAACAGCUUACUCAAACUGUCGCACUGUUUUCACCAACGCAUGACCAAGUUGAAGUCCUUUGUACCCCUUACGGUGUUCAACAUGGACUGGAUAGACAGAGAUUCAGAGAAAGCAAGUCAGAAAAAGGUCAAGACGGUAAAAGAGUUGCAGGAAGGAGACGACACGAUGACAUACUCCGGUCUCGUACCUAAAGAUGAGCUGCUCUUGAAUUAUGGCGACUGGCUAGACCACAUGGACCUGUUCAUCCGAUACGUUGACGAGUAUUACAACAUGCCGAGGUGCGCCAAGAACUUUAGAAAGCACAAGCUGAAUGUCAUCGAAAUUCAACGGUCCACAUCCUGCUGGAUGGUAGCCUUGCGCUACUGCAUCAAAGUCAGAAAACUGGUAAUGCAGUUCAGGCAAAAAGACGGGAAGAGGGUCAUGAGCAACGCCAGAAUCCUACACAAGGACAUUCUCCGAGCUGCCAAAGACAAGGCAGAGGCGAUGGGGGAGCGGAGCCAGACGGAAAACCCUUACGUCACAAGCAGCGAGACACCGGACUUACUUGGAUCUAGGGAACGAAGCCUCAUAAAAAGAGAAUUCGCAGCGGCGAACCAGAACGGAGGGAGCUCGGGUGGCAACUGGAGAGGAAACAGCUACGAGGGUGGAAAAAGGGGGAAUAAGUUCCAGAAAAACGUCAGCCAUCAGAACAAUCAGAGAGGCAACGUUAGAGGGGGAAACCAACCCUACAGUGGAGCAGGAAGUCAAUAUGGUCGAGGACUUCACAACUUGCCCUACCACCCGCUCAACAACCAGUACAACCGCCAACCGAGUUUUCAUUACCAACCGUACGCGUACUCGAGCCAUGGAGCCCAGAGUUUCAACCACGGAAACGCAGUCGCAGGACCUAGCGAGUCAGGCAACCAAGUUGCCAUUGUGCCGAAAACCGGAACAAGCGGUCCUAGCAACCAAAGCGGAGCGUUGGCGAUUGUCCAGAGGAACAACGCAAACAAACACCAAUGGUAA
This is a messenger RNA of Melampsora larici-populina 98AG31, 2103 nucleotides long. RefSeq lists its product as uncharacterized. The record is from RefSeq and is a predicted model, not a curated record. The transcript has 3 exons. The coding region runs from base 1 to 2103 and encodes 700 amino acids. Lineage: Eukaryota; Fungi; Basidiomycota; Pucciniomycetes; Pucciniales; Melampsoraceae.